Messenger RNA from Penicillium subrubescens, 1038 nucleotides. RefSeq names its product Aldo/keto reductase. Lineage: Eukaryota; Fungi; Ascomycota; Eurotiomycetes; Eurotiales; Aspergillaceae. The record is from RefSeq and is a predicted model, not a curated record. The coding region runs from base 1 to 1038 and encodes 345 amino acids. Gene Ontology annotation, cellular component: cytoplasm. The transcript has 2 exons.
AUGGCCGCGUUCAAAGCUCUGCCCACUCGUCCACUUGGCCGAAACGGGCCUCUUGUUCCGCGACUCGGACUUGGUCUCAUGGGGGCUAGUGGAAUGUAUGGUUCAUAUCUCUCUGACGAAGAAAGAUUUGUGUUCCUCGAUGAGGCGUACAGAAGAGGAGAACGGUUUUGGGAUACAGCGGACAAAUACGGUGACUCCGAAGAUUUACUCGGAAAGUGGUUCGCUGCGAACCCUGAUAAGCGGAAGGACAUCUUCCUUGCGACCAAGUUCGGCAUCAAGCCCAUCAAAACCCCUCCAGGAAACACGAUGGACUCGUCACCGGAGUAUUGCCGCGAGUGUAUGGACAGAUCCCUCAGUCGUCUCGGACUGCCAUUUGUGGACCUGUACUAUGUCCACCGUCUGGAUAAGAUCACACCCAUUGAGAAGACCAUGCAGACCAUGGUGGAACUCAAGAACGCCGGAAAGAUCAAGUACAUCGGACUGAGCGAGUGCAGUGCUGAGUCCCUGCGUCGCGCUCAUGCGGUGCAUCCAGUCACAUGCGUGCAGGUAGAGUAUAGCUUACUCUGUACUGAGAUUGAGUCGCCGAAGAGACGCCUACUUGAAGUGGCACGCGAGCUUGGCGUGGCAAUUGUCUGUUACAGCCCUAUGGCGAACGGAUUUUUGACGGGUACAAUUCGUUCACGCGCCGAUGUGACCAAGCCGGGCGAUCUGCGUGGUAACGUCUUGCCGUGGCUGAAGGAGGGCAAUUUCGAGAACAAUAUUGUGGUUCUCGAUCAAAUCGCGGAGAUUGCAAAGAAGAAUGGUGUCACCCUCCCGCAGUUGUCUCUUGCUUGGUUGCUCGCUCAGGGUGACGAUGUGUUCCCCAUUCCGGGAUCUUCAAGCAUCCAACGUCUGGACCAGAACCUUCAGAGUCUUGAGGUGACACUGUCGGAGGAAGACGAGCUACAGAUGCGGCGGUUGGCAAAAGGAAUCGUCGGGGGCCGGUUUCAGGAAAUGACCGGCUAUGCAUUCGGGGAUACUCCUGCGUUGGAGCCUUGA